GAUUGAAGCAGCUCGAUGCCCAGAUGUGGUCGUGGCACAAAUAGACCCCAAAAAAUUGAGAAAGAAGCAGACAGUAAACAUUUCAAUUUCCGGAUGUCAGCCUGCUCCUGAAGGAUACUCUCCAACGCUCAAGUGGCAGCAGCAGCAAGUGGCCAAUUUCUCAGCUGUCCGUCAGAGCCUGAACAAGCACAGAAAUCACUGGCGGUCACAACAUCUGGACAGCAAUGUUACUAUGCCAAAAUCAGAGGAUGAAGAAGGCUGGAAGAAGUUCUGCCUGGGUGAAAGAGUAUACUCAGAAAUAGAUGUACUAUCUGAUAAUGAAAAUCUAGGAAUUGAUUACAUAAAGGUUGGCUUUCCCCCUUUGCUAAGUAUUGUAAGCAGAAUGAAUCAGGCAACAGUAACCAGUGUCUUAGAAUACCUGAUAAGCUGGUUUGGAGAGAAAAAAUUUACUCCAGAACUGGGUAGAUGGCUUUAUGCACUGUUGGCAUGCCUUGAAAAACCUUUGCUACCUGAAGCUCACUCCCUUAUUCGACAGCUAGCAAGACGAUGCUCAGAAGUCAGAGUACUAGAGGAGAACAAGAAUGAAGAACAAAUAUCAGCUCUGAACUUGAUAAUCUGCUUAGUUAGCAGGUACUUUGAUCAACGUGACUUGGCUGAUGAGCCUUCCUAGACUGUUUUGAGACUGUCAGGUAUUUUGCAUUGCCACAGUACAAACAGCAUUAUCAGAGUUAACAGCAAGACACUGCACUGUUCAGACCUGAAAUACUGAACAGUCCCUUCAGUCACGAUAAUGCAUUUGGGACAGCUAUGAAUAACUGAAGCUGAGCUUUAGCAUAAAUUGUCAAUGUCUCCAACACCAUCAUCAUCACCAUAAAAUGGUCAAUGAAGCAUCUGGCAUCAUCUCUCAAGCUACUAUCUCUGUAAACUACACUAUUGGUUAGAAAUUUCUACCAUCUGAGUAACCUUGUGGAGACUGCUAUUAGGUGAAGUCUGAGGUUACAUUACAAAUGAUUGUUCUUUAUUUAACACACACCUAUUGAGGGCUUUUAUAAUAAAACUGAAGCGUUUUAAAGAGUGUUCUUAAACAUUGUGGCUUUUCUCAUUCUUCAUGCUACUUAACAGCAGCCUUACCAUAGAAAUCUACACAGCUAGGACUGAAUGUGUUUUUUCAAGCUUUGUUUCCUGAGCUUAAGAACUGCUAAGCAGUUCCAACUGUAGCCAGUAAGUUACUGAAACAGAUUUUAGUAA
This is a messenger RNA of Tauraco erythrolophus (red-crested turaco), 1248 nucleotides long. The record is from RefSeq and is a predicted model, not a curated record. Lineage: Eukaryota; Metazoa; Chordata; Aves; Musophagiformes; Musophagidae.